Molecule: messenger RNA, 2181 nt
Organism: Xenia sp. Carnegie-2017
Lineage: Eukaryota; Metazoa; Cnidaria; Anthozoa; Malacalcyonacea; Xeniidae
Exons: 3
Coding region: 97-1686 (529 amino acids)
Source: RefSeq, a predicted model, not a curated record
UAUCAUCAUUCUUUUAUACUUUUCGUAUUUUGAUUAUUUUCUUGGUUGCUAAAGUAGAAUUUUUGGAACUUAUCGGACGAGUACUAAAGUGAUACUAUGAAUAAAUAUCCAAUCAUUGUCAAUCUUGAACGUUUCACAUCAAAGAAUGAUCUCAUAAAUACAAUAAAGCUUGCCCUAAAAAACUUUGAAGAUGAUAACGUAAAGAAAAUUGUGAUUCAUCAUUUCCAAUGGCAGCCGAAACACCAUCUCCCUAAGUCACAAAUGUCAGAAAAAAAAAUAAACAUUAGCGAAGCCCAAGUUCACUACUUCUUGGGUUCAAUUUUUGUUUGUUAUCAAUGUUUUGUAUUUUGUGGUAUCUUGUUGAAUGAGGUAAAGGCAUUAUUGUCUGAUGAAGACAAACUCACUUCUGAAGAGAGGGGACAAUUAAAUAAUCUAAAAGUAGACCUCAACUAUUUAACCAAGCUUCUCGAUAAAAGAUGUCUUUACGACUACAAUUUUGGUGGCUUCAAGAAAGAAGUUAGAGAUGUGGCAAAUGAUGUGGAUCUUGUGAAAGUUGUGAAAAAUAUAGAAAGUACCAUUUCCAAUCUAAACCAUCCUGAGGUAAAUGAUCUCUUUGACUUGGAACUCACCCGAGAAGAUAUUCUGUGCUCAGUGCUUGGUUUGAAAGAUGAGUUUGGUUGCAGGCUUUUCGAACUAAGUCCUCACAUGAGAGAACACAGGAGUGAAAAGGAAAAUUUGCUAAGGUUCUUGAAGGAGUUUAAGGAAGAAGACAGCAUAGAAAAUCUCAGAGAUAGUAAAGAUGUUGCUGACAUCUUAUUCAAGAUUGGUUUUACAAAGCAUCGAUCUCAAUUUAUUGCUAAAUGGAUAACCAGCAUGCCAGAUCCGAAUCACAAACCAAUUUUAUCUUGGGUGGAAACUUACAUUGAAAAUCAUUUUAGGUAUGAUAUCUUAUUAAAGGAUCAAGUCUUCGAUUUCCCAUUCGAAAAUGAUUAUAGGAAAAAAUUGUUUACAGUGAAUUUCUCACGUUUUGAUGAAGAGGGAAGACAUAGUCAUCCUGUAAAUAUGACCAAUUUUGAAUCGCCAGAAGAUGCUCUACACCAUGUUGAAUCAAAAGUUGCUGAACUAAAUGAAAAUGAUCCUGAACUAAAUAAAAAUAAUCCUCAGAGAAAAGUAUAUUUCCAUUGUACUGAUCACAAAAGUGCUGUUGAUAUUCUAGAAAUCGGAAUUGAGCUGGGUUUUGGUCGUGACAAAUUAGACUUCUCUGAUGGAGAAGGGUUCUACAUGGUAAAUAACGCAGAGUUCUCAUUAGCACAUUAUGGAAAGACCAGUACUCAUCCAGCUAUUAUCAUGUUUGAUGUGAGUCCUCAAGAACUGAGCAACUUUAAAGGAAUUGAUUUAUCCAGUGCUGAAAAGGAAGAAGAUUGGAAAUUGAUUGUUGAGUAUUUUCGCUCUGGUAGCCAUGGUAUUGGUAAUUUACCCAAGAAUUUGUUGUCACACAUAAGACAAUGGGAUUACAUCAGAGGGCCUGUUUCCCUUAAUGGUUUUAUUGAAAAAAACACAUUAUCUCAAAAAAUUGAACAAAUUUGCAUAAAGAAACAAGAAUUGGCCAAGUUAAUAGGGCAUCCAUCAUCAAUUUUAGAAGUGAUUUUUCUUAAAGCUCCCAAAAUUCCAAAAUUCAAUAUUUGAAUAGUUAUGGGUGCAAAUUAGUGGACAGAACAUGAAAUUGAUGACCAUAGUUAGCACUGUGACAAUAUUUUAUUUUCGUCUAUAGUCUACCACUUGCUGCAAAAUUUAACUGUGAACAAAAGAAAAUUUUAUGGCAUACUAAUAGCUAGAAGCAACAGUAGAACAUUGUAGACAAUGAUUUUCUUUUUACUAUUUAUACCUGAACAUCCUGGUAUACUCAAGUUUAUGAACAAGUUAUAUUAAAAUAGUAAGUGGGAGAGGGGGGGGGUGAAUAUUCAUAUAUUCAGCUCUGCUUGACCAAUUUGAUUUGUUAGUGAUUAUAAUUUCAAAAGCAGAAUAUAUGAAUAUUCACACACACCUCCACUUAACGUUCUAGUUUCGCCCUUUAAUGGGUGGAAGUUUUUAAUUUUAGCAAACCACCCACAUUGAUUAUGUAUUUUUCCAUUGCCAAGAGCAGAUAGAUUCGUUAAAAAAUGCAAAAUGUUUUGUUUUUUA